Molecule: messenger RNA, 5357 nt
Organism: Asparagus officinalis (garden asparagus)
Lineage: Eukaryota; Viridiplantae; Streptophyta; Magnoliopsida; Asparagales; Asparagaceae
Product: serine/threonine-protein phosphatase 7 long form homolog
Exons: 2
Coding region: 4029-4841 (270 amino acids)
Source: RefSeq, a predicted model, not a curated record
CAUUUCAUGGCCACGUCAGUCGUCAGCAGCGUGGGCGUGGCCACGAAAUGGGUCGGUUGUUUUAAUGACGCCUCUAAAUAGUCAGGGUUGCCAACCCCGACUAUUUAGCUAUAAGCUAAAAUAGUCGGGGUUGGUAACCCCGACUAAUUUAGGGUCCUGUCUAAUAGGUCGGGGUUGGAAACCCCGAUCAAUUCAAAAGCAGUUUCGAAAUGGUCGGGGUUCCCAAACCCCGAUCAUAUGGCAGAGACUAUCCACCCAACCCAGCUGACGAGUCAAAAUUGGCUAAGGAAAAUAGUCGGGUUUAGCAAACCCGACUAUUUUGUUCUGGGUCCCGCCACCUAUAUAAACCCCCCAGGUCGUUCCCAGCCAUUAUUCCGCGUUCUCAGCUCAUUCCCAGUCGCCUCUCUCCGUCGUUGUCGUCUCCUAAGCCAAAAAUAUCGCAUUUUUACGCCAUUUUUGUGCGGAAUUUCAUCGUGAAAGAUCUAACAGGUACUUUCUCUUCAUUCUCUCUUCUUUUAACACGUAGAAAUCUAGGGUUUUCUCUCCAAAACGAAUUUAUAGUGCUUGAACUCUAUUUGUAGUGGUUUAUUUAAGAAAUUUAUUCUUGUUGUAGUUGAAAUUAAACAUUUUGGGCAUAGAAUACUCAAUUUUAGGGUUUAGAAUUUGGGGGUCAAUUUUAGGAUUUAGGAUUUGGGGGUUUACGGUUGUAAAUGAGUUUUAGGGUUGUAAUUGGGCUAUUGCUUACGACACAUUAGAGCUAACUUUAAAAAAAGCUUUGGUCAAGUACAUCUACAAAACCUUCUUUGGCAAGCGGGUGUUACAUCCGAAACGUGUGUGUACGAUCGGAUACGGGAUCAAAUCAAGGCAACAUCUCAAGCUGCUCAUGAUUGGAUUGAGAGUAGUUUGGGAAGCGAUUACGUCGACCGGUGGGCACUAAGUAAAGAUGGCGGGAAUCGCUAUUACAUGAUGACAACUAAUUGUUCUGAAAGCUUCAACGGUGUACUUAAGGGGGCUCGAGCAAUGUCCAUACAGACGUUGGUUGCGAGGACAUUUUAUAGACUAAAUCAGUAUUUUGUCAAGCGGCGAGAGGAUGGAGCAAAGUGGGGGAUGUUGUUCACCCCAAAAAAUGAAGAGAUUAUAGGAGCUCGUGUCAAGCAAGCCAGAUUGACUAAGAUUGUUAGAUUUUCUAUAGAUAAAUGGGAGGUUACAGACAAUCACGGUCAUAAUUACACCGUCAAUUUACGAGGAACACAAUGCGCAUGCACAUGUAACAUACUAAAAUUGUAAAAAUUGCCAUGUCCACAUGUUAUAGCGGUUACGACCAAGCAAUUUGAGGGUGCAAAUACAUCGUAUUACACAUACGCUUCUGAGUGGUAUCAAUCAAGCUACUAUAGAGAUUCAUACAGUCAAUUUUUUUAUCCCAUCGUAAAUAGUCGUUACUGGCCACCCUAUAACGGGCCGCAUGUGUUACCUCCUGAAUUUAAGAGACAAGCCAGACGUCCGAGAUCAACACGCAUAAAAUCUACGAUGGAUGAAGGUCAGGAAGGAGUUCCAAAAAAAUAGGUGUGGAUAUUGUAGACAACCAGGCCAUAGGAGAUCUCAUUGUCCCACCAAUCCAAAUAGAUAGCAAUUAAUGGGCACAAUUAAUUUAAUUUCUAUUAAUUAUUCUACUUCAUUUAUAUUCGAAUUUUGAACUUUUAUUUUACUUCAUUAUAUUCUACUUCAUUUAUAUCAUCAUAUGUGCAAAUAUGGAGGCGGGUCCAUUGACGUAUGAGGUCCUUUAUGACCAACCUCGACAUCGAUCCACGAAGAUUGACACUGGGAAGGAAAUUAGAUUGAUAGUUAUUGUUAUGGUAAUUUACCAUCUAAAGAUGAAGAUGUCGAGAGAUUGACUGCAUAGGCUUAAAAAGGGCAUGGUCCAAACCAGCUUAGAAGCCCAAAAGUCCAGCUAAGGGCAAGUCUAUCAGCUAGCUAAGCAGACGAGUCAUCUUUCGACCAAGGGUCAUCAUUACCGACUCGAAGUGCGGGAUUAGUCGGUCCCUCGUAAUUAAGAUGACUCCUCGAGCAGACGUCCCGACCAUACACUCGGCCCAAAGCUCACUCGACUAUCGGGUAGGCAAAUCAUAAUGAUGACUCACAAGAUUAACCCGUCUCGACUAAGAGGAUAAGAUCCGACUAAGCUCACUUCAGAUGUCAAUCGACACUACAGCAUUGAUCAGUCCCAUCGAGAUCUCCGCUCUGACAAAUGCCAUGCAUAAGCUGUUUAUUCUCCUCACAAGUCACUUCCCAGAGAUCGUCAUGAUGCUCUCAUGGGCUCUAAUAGUUUCCCCUCCAAUCACCAACCGUCAUCUGGAGGGGAGAGGACGACCAAGUAGCUGACAUAUCCUAUGUCCUGCCUCAUCUGUCAAAUCCAGGAUACUGGGAAGACAUUUCUCUCCUGUAUCCGAAUGACUUCUCUUCCAAUCGUCAGUCUACAUCUGGAAGGAGAAGGAUGACUCAGCAACCUGUCUGUUCACCCCUUAACCGCCUCCUGUGCAUAGUCAAAGCCAAGGAUCAAACUCUCAGAGGCAAUGUGCUAUAAAAGGAGGAAAAGAAGGUAACAAGAGAGGUAGAUUUUUUCUGCUGCUACUUCACUAAAUCUCUGAUUUUUUACUUUUGUAAAAAAGAACUAAUAACUCUCAAAGAGUAUCCUCUAAGGACCUCAAUGGCCCAGGGACUCUCCAUCAAACCCCACUCAAGCCCACUAGCUAACUUGACCGUCGGAGGUACCACGAGAGAAAUGAGCCUCGCCCUCCCACGGGUUUUUCCUUGUUUGUGCAGAAGGAUCGGAAAUUCCAGUCUAAGGAUCGGGCAUAAAAUCGGAGGAGGAGUCGACCCCAUCUCUCAUCCUCUUCCUAUUCGCCGCCAGCGCGAAGACCAAAACCGCAACCCCCUCGACUGUGUGAUAUCAGACAUCAACAGUUAUAAAUUACAUUUUCAAUCAAAUCAAUUAUUCUAAGUUAUUGAUUGUUACUGAACAUUUGCACUGUUUGUUAUAUGUAGGCCCCGAGCAUUACUAUCGUUGAUCAUACUCGUGCACAUUCGAGCUGGGAGUUGACUGAUCCACAUGUCCGAUAUAAUGUCCGUCAAGCAUGCUUCUUUGAGUACUCACAAAUUAAAUGGGUGAGACUUGAUUGGGCUCUCUUAACGGCACUGGUUGAACGAUGGAGGCCCGAGACAAACACAUUCCACCUGCGCUAAGGAGAGUCGACGAUUACAUUACAGGAUGUUGGGGUUUUGCUUGGACUCAGAGUGGAUGGAGAUGCUGUCACAGGUAGCGACGACUUCGAUUGGUCAGGGAAGUGCGAAGCAUUGCUGGGUCAAGUUCCUCACAUGAGGGGUGGAAGGAUCAAGCUUCAAUGAUUGAGAAACAAUUACAUGAAUAAUCCGAUUGAUGUGACCGAGAAGAUCGUCAAGAUGUAUGCCCGUGCAUACAUACUUCACAUAAUCGGUACUAUUCUUUUCCCGGAUUCCACGAAGGAUUCGGUGCACGUGAGGUGGUUGCCACUCCUGGAGGAUCUUGUGGAUUGUGGGGAUUGUCAUGGGGGAGUGUCGUGUUAGCGUAUCUGUAUAGGGAGAUGACCAAAGUGGCUCUUGUUCAAAACAAAGAAUUCAAGGGUUGUCUCACUAUGCUACAGAUAUGGUCUUGGGAGAGAUUGUAUUUGGGUUGCCCAGAUUUGAGGGAGGCACGUGUUCUCGAUGGUCAUAUUCCGUUAGGCUGCAGGUAUUACUAAGUUAUUUUAAAAAAUAUAUGAUUACAUGUAAUUUUAUACAUUUAUUUUAAUUUAUACUAACUCAUUGUAUAUAAAAUAGAUGGAAUGUAUCCAGAUCUUGGCAUACCUCACCAAAGGGCCAUGAAAACUUCUAUAGGAACGAGCUCGAUCAAAUGGAGGACGAACAGGUAUUAAAUCAUAAUAUCUAAAAAAAUUUAAUUAUUACAACAUUUAUUACUAAAAUCUGCUUUACUUUAUUUUUUAUAGGUCAAGUGGAUGUCAUAUGAACUAGUUUUAGAGUCACUACCAGAUAUAUGCAGAGAAGAGCCGGAUGUAUGGCGUGCUCGUGUCCCGAUCAUAUGUUUUGAGAUUGUCGAGAUGCACGUGCCCGAUCGUGUGCUCCGACAAUUUGGGCUACAACAUAUCCCGGACCCUAUGGAAAUAAUAGAGAUAAAUCCCAGAAAAUGUGCACAUCGGCAAGAUUGGGAACAUAUUCACAGUGCUUACAUCGGGAGAUGGGAUUGGUGGGAAGAACAAUUGGUGAUGGAGAGGGCUGACGCACCUGACCUAGGUGUGUAUUUGCGGUGGUAUUGGGAGAUUACUCGUCGGUGGAUAUUUCAGGAGAAUAAAGCCCCUAAGGAGUACAUACCGAGAGACCCAGUUGAGAGAGAGUUAGUACAAGAGCUCGAAGAACUUUCUACUAUGGCGCAUGAUGCAAUCCAAACGACUACCGAGUCAGGGCCGAGGAACACGUUCAUUAGCAUGAUCAAAAAGAUUCGGUCCGCUCUUCAGAGGACGCGUAAUGCAAGACGUGAUGGACGUGAGGAGCGACCAAUUGAGUACGAUCGUCAACGGUUCCGAGGACACAAAGGGGCAGGCUCAAGCGGUGCACAUGAUGAAGCUGGCGGCUCACAGCAGGCCCAAACCGGAUGUUCACGGUCGGUUCGAGUCGAUGAGGAUGUCAUGUACUCCCAACUUCACACACAACCGGACGAGGAACUCAUCCGAGCUCACGUCGAAGGUGAAUGUGUCAGGGGGAGGGGGAGGGGGAGAGGGAGAGGGAGAGGGAGAGAGAGAGAGGGAGAGUAAGAGGGAGAGGAAAGGGAGUUGUAUCCGAUUGAAACUGAAUAUUAUGUAUCUGAUUGAGUAUUGCUAGGAUGUUUGCGUUUGAAACUAAAUAUUAUGUAUUCAAUUGAGUAUUGGUUAUUAGUAUGUGAAUUGCAUGGUAUGUAUCCGAUUGAUUAUGAAUUUUUAUUUAAAAUUAUUGAUUGGUAUGUGUUAUUGUGAUUGUGAUUGCAUUGUGGAUUGAUAUGUAACAGUAUGAGUUUGAAUUUCCAGCUAAAAGUGGGUGUAAGUAGAGUCUGCCAAAUGGUCGGGUUGGGAACCGUGACCUUUUUGUGCAUGUACACGAAACGGUCGGGGUUCUCAACCCCGACCAUUUUGUCGUAGGAAAACUCUCCUCUGCUAAAUGGUCGAGGUUUCCAACCCCGACUGUUUUCAGCUCCAUUCGGCGCCUGGGCUGAGCUCUCUGCCAUAUGGUCGGGUUUGGGAACCCCAACCAUUUCGAAAUACUGCUUUCGAAAUGAUCGGGGUUUCCAACCCCGA